CGCACGAAGACUUGAUUAUUAUUUAUCUUUUUCCUUUUUUACAAGUUUCUUGGAUUCUUUGGGAAUAUUUGCUUUAUUGUGAAAGCUCCUCCUAGAGAAACCCCGGUGCGGCGGUAUCCCUUCGCGAUGCGAAGAUGGCGCCCCUGUUCCCUCCCCGAGGCGCCGCGGCGUUCCGCCGCUUCACCCAGGAAUCGCUGGCGGAGAUCGAGAGGCUCAAGGCGGAAAGCCAGAAGGCAGCAGUAGAGGGCCGCGGGGGGGGAGAGCCAGAGGCCCCGCGCGCUGACCUGGAGGCGGGGAAGGGCCUGCCGAUGAUCUACGGAGACCCUCCAGCAGCGCUGCUCAACACGCCGCUGGAGGACCUGGACCCCUUCUACAAAGCACAGCACACAUUCAUCGUGGUCACUAAAGGAAACACAAUCUUCCGGUUCAACGCCGAGCCGGCCUGCUACGUUCUGAGCCCCUUUAGUUUGGUUCGAAGAGGAGCCAUCAAAAUUCUCAUACAUUCAUUAUUCAGCCUGUUCAUCAUGAUUACGAUUCUAGCGAAUUGUGUGUUCAUGACGAUGAGCAACCCGCCAGCAUGGAGUAAAACCGUUGAGUAUGUUUUUACUGGUAUCUACACCGUUGAGGCGACGAUCAAAGUGUUGUCGAGAGGUUUCUGUUUUGGAUCUUUUACAUUCCUUCGAGAUCCGUGGAAUUGGCUGGAUUUCAUGGUGAUCAGCAUGGCAUACGUCACUGAGUUUGUUGACCUUGGCAACGUGUCAGCUCUCAGGACAUUUCGUGUACUUCGAGCCCUUAAAACAAUCACUGUGAUUCCUGGUUUGAAAACCAUCGUGGCCGCUUUGAUCCAGUCAGUGAAGAAAAUGGUGGACGUCAUGAUUCUGACCGUCUUCUCCCUCGCUGUCUUCGCCCUCGUCGGCCUUCAGCUCUUUAUGGGGAAUCUGCGGCAGAAAUGUGUGCGCUGGCCCCUCGAGACAAACGAGGCAGCCUUUGAAUUUUUUAACGCCACCGCCAUGUUUAACGCCACGGCGUCCUUUAACAGCACCGCGGGCUUCAAUGACACGACAUAUUCCAACAGCACCUUCGAUUUCAAUGAGUAUAUUGAAAACACAGAUAAUCACUAUUCUUUGGAAGGCAGCCUCGAUGCUCUACUUUGUGGAAACAGCUCUGAUGCUGGGAAGUGCCCAGAAGGAUACACGUGCAUGAAGGCUGGGAGGAACCCCAACUAUGGCUACACCAGUUUUGACUCUUUUGGCUGGGCCUUCCUGGCCCUCUUCAGACUCAUGACCCAGGACUACUGGGAGAACGUUUUCCAGCUGAUCCUGCGGGCGGCCGGUAAGACCUACAUGCUGUUCUUUGUGUGUAUCAUCUUCCUGGGCUCCUUCUACCUCAUCAACCUCAUCCUGGCUGUGGUAGCCAUGGCGUAUGAUGAACAGAAUCAGGCAACUCUGCGAGAGGCCAGAGAGAAAGAGGAAGAGUUCCAGCUGCAACUCGAGCAACUCAGGAAUCAGGAAGAGGCUAUAGGUCUCGGGAGCCAAGCCACUCUAACCAGUAAGAAGUCGCUGAGUCAUCACACCAUACCUGAGUUUACAGACGAUGACUGCAGCCUUCAACAUGAUGAAAUUAUCAAGGAUCGUAACGGGAGAAUCAUUCCCCGUCUGUUAAUCAAAGCGCCCACCAUGAGAGAGUCUGCUUCAGAAUACGAGCUCAGAGACAAAUCAAUAAGCUCCGUGCACAGCAUGAUGCACCUGGAGGAGCCGGGCCUGAAACGGAGGACUGCCAGUGCUCUGACGAUGGCCACUAUAGCUGCUAUGGAAGAGUUGGAGGAUGCUCAGAGGCCGUGCCCACCCGCCUGGUACAAGUUUGCUGACAUGUUCCUGAAGUGGGACUGCCACCCGGGAUGGGUGUUUUUCAAAAAGUGGAUGCUCUUCGUGGUGAUGGACCCCUUUGUCGACUUGGGCAUCACCAUCUGCAUCGUGCUCAACACCCUCUUCAUGGCCAUGGAGCAUUACCCCAUGACCCCCGAGUUUGAACACAUGCUCUCCGUGGGGAAUCUGGUUUUCACUGGGAUCUUCGCAGCGGAGAUGUUCCUCAAGCUGAUCGCCAUGGACCCCUACUACUACUUUCAAGUUGGCUGGAACAUCUUCGACAGCAUCAUCGUCACUCUCAGUCUGGUGGAGUUGGGGCUGGCGGAUGUCCAAGGGCUGUCUGUCCUCAGGUCCUUCCGUCUGCUCCGUGUCUUCAAACUGGCAAAGUCCUGGCCCACGCUCAACAUGCUGAUCAAGAUUAUUGGCAACUCGGUAGGCGCUUUAGGAAACCUGACUUUGGUGCUGGCCAUCAUCGUCUUCAUCUUCGCUGUGGUCGGCAUGCAGCUCUUUGGCAAGAACUACAAAGACUGCGUGUGCAAGAUCUCGUUGGAUUGCGAGCUGCCGCGCUGGCACAUGAACGACUUCUUCCACUCGUUCCUCAUCGUUUUCCGCAUCUUGUGCGGCGAGUGGAUCGAGACCAUGUGGGACUGCAUGGAGGUGGCCGGAGUCGGGAUGUGCUUGGUUGUCUUCAUGAUGGUGAUGGUCAUUGGAAAUCUAGUGGUGUUGAACCUCUUCCUGGCCUUGCUGCUGAGCUCGUUCAGCGGAGACAACCUCUCCACGGGGGACGAUGACGGGGAGAUGAACAAUCUCCAGAUCGCCGUCUGCAGGUUCACACGAGGCUUCGACUGGCUCAAAGCGUUCGUCGCUCGAACCGUCCUGCGAAUUCUCAGGAAGAAGCCCAACGAGCCCGGUGAGGGCCCGGAGGACGACGAGAACCCCAAAAUGGAGGAAAUUGAAAUGAACCACAUGGACACCGGUCAGAGUCUCAAAAUGUCGGAUGGGAUAGGUGAUUGUUUAGUUGAAGGCCGGCCUUCUGGAGAGUUCAGCCUCAAUGUGCCAAUCGCUCAGGUUGAGUCAGACUUUGAAAACCUAGGCGAGGAUGAUGAUGCUGAUGAUGCUGAUGAUGAUGCUGAUGAUGAUGCUGAUGACUCAGAGAUAUCGGAUGAGAAAAAUAAUGAGGAAAACUUAGAAGAUGAAAGUAGCAUGCUGAGAAAUGUUCAACUGAUGGGUGCUUUGAAUGAUGGGGAUUCUUCAGUGUGUAGCACCAUGGACUAUCAGCCACCUGAGCCUGAACCAGAAGAGCUGGAGGAAGAAGAGCCCGACCCCGUGGAGCCCGAGGCCUGCUUCACCGACGAGUGUGUGAAGCGCUGGCCGUGUCUGACGGUGGACAUCACCCAAGGCAAAGGCAAGAAAUGGUGGAACCUCCGUAGGGCUUGCUUCACGAUUGUGGAGCACGACUGGUUUGAAACCUUCAUCAUCUUUAUGAUCCUCCUCAGCAGCGGCGCUCUGGCGUUUGAAGAUAUAUACUUAGAAAGACGCCGAACCAUCAAAAUUAUUCUGGAGUAUGCUGACAAAGUUUUCACCUACGUCUUCAUCAUCGAGAUGCUCCUUAAAUGGGUGGCAUACGGCUUCAAGACCUACUUCACCAACGCCUGGUGCUGGUUAGACUUUUUCAUUGUAGAUAUUUCCCUGAUUAGUUUAGCUGCCAAUUGGAUGGGAUACUCCGACCUCGGGCCGAUCAAGUCCCUCAGGACCCUCAGGGCCCUCAGGCCUCUUCGGGCGCUGUCGAGAUUUGAAGGGAUGAGGGUGGUGGUGAACGCUCUCGUUGGAGCGAUUCCCUCAAUCUUCAACGUGCUGCUGGUGUGUCUGAUCUUCUGGCUCAUCUUCAGCAUCAUGGGAGUUAACCUGUUUGCCGGGAAGUUUUACCGCUGCGUCAACACCACCACGGGCAAGCUUUUUCCCAUGACGGAGGUCAACAACAGGAGCGACUGCAUGGCCGUCAAAGAGGCCACGCAGGAGGCCCGCUGGGUCAACGUCAAGGUCAACUAUGACAACGUGGGACAAGGUUACCUGUCACUGCUUCAAGUGUCGACUUUUAAAGGCUGGAUGGAGAUCAUGUAUGCUGCCGUCGACUCAAGAGAGGUCGGGGAGCAGCCCUCUUACGAGAUCAACCUCUACAUGUACAUCUACUUCGUCAUCUUCAUUAUCUUCGGCUCUUUCUUCACACUCAACCUCUUCAUCGGUGUCAUUAUUGACAACUUCAACCAACAAAAGAAAAAGAUAUUUUGUUUUAUGUUGCGUCUGCACGGAGAUAAAGACCUCUUCAUGACGGAGGAACAAAAGAAGUACUACGAGGCCAUGAAGAAACUCGGCUCCAAGAAGCCACAGAAGCCGAUUCCACGUCCAACGAACCUGAUCCAGGGAGUGGUGUUUGACUUGAUCAGUCAGCAGUUCUUUGACAUCUUCAUCAUGGUGCUCAUCUGCCUCAACAUGGUGACCAUGAUGGUGGAGACAGACAACCAAAGCGCAGAGAAGGACGAUUUCCUCUUCAAAGUAAACGUCGCUUUCAUCGCCGUUUUCACCGGCGAGUGCACGUUGAAGCUCUUCGCCCUGCGGCAAUACUUCUUCACCAAUGGGUGGAACGUUUUCGACUUCAUUGUGGUCAUCUUGUCCAUUGCUGGUACGAUGCUCUCGGACAUCAUCGAGAAGUACUUUGUGUCACCGACUCUGUUCAGAGUGAUCCGACUGGCCAGAAUAGGCAGGAUCCUGCGUCUUAUCAAAGGAGCCAAGGGCAUUCGGACGCUUCUCUUCGCUCUCAUGAUGUCACUUCCUGCUCUAUUCAACAUUGGCCUCCUGCUCUUCCUCAUUAUGUUCAUCUUCUCCAUAUUUGGCAUGUCAAACUUCGCCUACAUCAAGAAGGAGGGUGGAAUCGACGACAUGUUUAACUUCGAGACGUUCGGCGGCAGCAUCGUCUGCUUGUUUGAGAUCACGACGUCGGCGGGCUGGGACGGGCUUAUGCUCCCGAUGCUGAACAAAGACUUUCCGGACUGCGAUCCGGACUUCGAGAACCCGGGCACGGACGUAAAGGGUAACUGCGGCAACCCGCUCAUGAGCAUGGCGUUCUUCUGCGGCUACAUCAUCGUCUCCUUCUUGGUGGUGGUCAACAUGUACAUCGCCAUCAUCUUGGAGAACUUCAACGUGGCGCAGGAGGAGAGCGGUGACGCGCUCUGCGAGGAAGACUUUGACAUGUUCAACGAGACGUGGGAGAAGUUCGACGUCGACGAAACUCAGUUCAUUGAGUACAGCCGGCUCUCGGAUUUCUGUAACACCUUGCAGCAGCCGCUGAGGGUAGCGAAGCCCAAUCGGCUCCGCUUUAUUCAAAUGGAUCUGCCCCUGGUCAUCGGGGACAGGAUCCACUGCCUGGAUGUCUUGUUGGCCGUCACACAGAUGGUCCUGGGAGACACGGUGGAGAUGGCGGCGAUGCGCGAGAGCAUCCAGGCCAAGUUCACCCUGAGCAACCCCACCUCGGACUCCUUUGCGCCGAUUACCACGACGGUGCGCCACAAAGAAGAGCAGGCGGCUGCCGUCGUCGUUCAGAGGGCUUACCGCAAGCACCUGCUGAAGCGCUGCAUGCGCCACGCCGCCUUCCUGCGCCGCCGUAAGACGGUGGGCAGGAAGGAGGAAGGUGACGGUCCGCCGGAGAAGGAGGGCAUGCUCGCGCGGAGGAUGGGGGUGCUCUACGGGAGCAAGGCGGACCUCGCCGAGGAAAUGGAGAAGGCGGAUUUAGAAACUCUAGCAAGCCAACAGCCGCCGAAUCCUGAGACGCUGUCGCAUGAUGACACAGGGGCCCGAUGUGGUCCAGAACCCCCCGAGGUUAAUAUCGUGGCGGUGCCUGUAGAAAUCACAAGUGAGGUGUUGUUGCAUUCUGCCCCCGACCCACAGGCACACCUGAGGGAGACGAUCGUAUAACGAGCAGCAGAAGACAAUUGAUGAUGUUGUUUUUGGCCUCAUUAGAUGAAGAGCGUACACCGUGCUCACGAAUGCUUAAACUGCAUUCAUGACAAUUAAACUGCACAUUUAAUUUCUGUUUUUUAAAUCAAUAUGUGAUAUUCUUGUGUUUUUUGGUUUUGUGGUUGAAACUGGUGUUAAAUUCUUUCUCUGAUAAUAAUAAUAUAGACAUCGGCAAAAAUGACCACUAUUAAUGCUCAAAGAGAACUAACUAAAAAUAAACUACUUCACAUUUUAAAUGAGAAUUAAUCUGGCUGUAAAAAGUAAUAUUAAGUUACUAGUUGGGUUUGCCGGGGAUGUCUUGAUAUUGGUUGAGAUAAAUAGUUUAAUUUAAUUGACAUUUUCAAAUUGGAUGUGAUCUCUCAGCAUGUAACUGUAAACUGGCUUUCAGAGAACUGCUGCACCAACCAUCAGCUAAUUCAAUACUAGUAUUUGUUAUUAAACAUCAUAGUGAACUUUAAAUCUGAUACGAUAGCUUUCUAGUGAGAAAUCCAUUUGGAAAUUUCAAGAUGAGGCACCCUGUAUGUCUGAAAAUAAUAUGUAAUUCAGUAUUUUUUCUAUGAAAAGUCAUUUAAUGCACGCUGUGGUUGAAGCCCUCAUCUAGGCUUGCAAUAACUUCAUUUUUGUUAUGGUUAGUGUUCCCACAAAAACAAAAUCUGUCCCCCAAUUUCUAACCAAAGAGUCACUUGAAAAACAACACUUGAAAAACCUGAAUGACCCUGUGUUUAUAAUACACACUCAGUUUAUUAUAAACACUAUUAUUAUUUUCUUUGAAAAACAACAAGACAUCAAUCUGUGACAUGAAUGCAGCACUAUCAUCCAACUCAUCGAUAUGCUCACAACUAAAAAAGUUACGAUCCGGAGUCGCCGAAAAAUUAAAACGGAGCAACUUCUUUUUUUCUGAACAUCUUCUUCCUGUUUACUUUAAGUCACUUUUAUGUGCGAUGUCUUUUUUCAUGAGACACUAACAGAUUGUCUAUGUUGGACUUAGUUCUGUACAUAAGGUUUAUUACCCUCAGCAUUUCUCCUGGUGUACCAGUGAAACCCUGAUGCAGUUCACAUCCGAAGGCCCAGUUUAUAUUGCACUAUUUAUAUCCCUUCCUGGUCCAGUUAGAGCAGACUGCAGAGACCAUUUUCUAAUUUCACCACUGAUGUAUGCAUGUCUUUUCAAUGUUUUUGUCUUUCUUUUUCACCUCAGAUGGAUCUGAAAACUCAAAGCGAGCAGUCGCUUGUUUUACAUUUCAGCAUUUAGAGUUAAACCCUGUAAACUUUACGAUGUGGUGUUUACAUGAACAGAAAUGCUGAGCUCUCCUUUCAUUUCAAACUAUUAAGUUUAUCUUUUGACUUGAUAUCAAAUUAAUUCAAAGUUCUGAAACGUAGCUGAGUGUUGGUUUACUUAAAUAAAUCCAUGAGUCAAGUUAAAGGAUGUUUCCAGUGCUUGGAUAAUAUCCAACAUUUACAUUUGAAACAUUUAAAUAUCCCACACAUUUACAUGUAAAAAGUUUUUUUUAAAAUCUCAACUCUGUCCUCGUGUGGAAAGGUUGCUUCACUUUCUGUUGGUUAAGUCUUAACUGAAUUUAAAACGUCUUACUCUGAAUACAUACAACAUAAGCACUUUUAGUUUUUUCUUUUUUUUAAUAGGCUAUAGAAGGUUGUCCUUUCUCUUUUAACAUCAAGGGGGAUCAAAACCAACGUGAAUGUCUUCAUCUUCUCCUCUUUAGGAUCGACUCGUCUCCUCUGGUGCAAAGACGUGUCCUCCUUGUGUUUACAUAAUGGAGGAAGAGCUUUACUGGGACACCCGCAGUCUGUGUUGCCUGUAUAUACACGUUGUUCCCUUCAUUUUUUUCUCUAUUGUAUAUAUAAUGUUGUUAUUGUAAAAAGUGUAAGUGUAUUGUGAGAAUAAAAUACUUAUUGUAGGGGAAGUAAGGCUGAGAAUAUGAUGUGAAGCUGAUGCCCUCUGCUGGUGUGUACGCUCAACAGGACACAUUUAUUCUGUCAUUUAUUCUAUUGCCAAACUUUUAGAAGUAGACGUGAAAUUGGAAAACAAUCCAGUUUGACCUUUCCCCUCUACCUUUGGUGUGAAAGGGUCAUUUUUGGGGGACUAUUUGCAGCCACAGAUUUGGUUCAGUGAGUAUUUUCAGCAGUCGGGCUGACUCAAAACAAACUGCCUGUUCAUGGUAAUAAAUAAUUAAAUACAAAUCAACUGACCAACGAAGCUCUCUAACUAUCAGCGUUACAUUUCUCAUCUCGAGUAUCGGCAUCUUUCCUCUUCAACAGAGCUGCUCAUUUCAGCACUUUUUAUUGGCUCGCUUGUCCUGUCGCUAUGUUUUGUUCAUGAGUGUCAACAGACGAAAAUAAGCACUGCCUCUAACAAGAAAUAAGGAGGUGGGGUGUCUGAUUUAUUUGCAUAUUUUUGUGGUUGCACUCUCCGUCUUUCCCACUGUUGACUGGCAUUUCUUAAGAGGGAUGUGUUGGUCUGACAUGUUGGCUGCCUGCAGAGCCGUGCUGCUUUAAUCUGUGGCUAUUUUAAUCGGUUGAUGUCCAGCCACCAAAACUAAUAAUCCGGGCUGCAACCAUUUUUUAUAUAUUUGUGGGGAUUAAACUGCUUGUUAUUUAUUUGAUUAUUUGGUCUAAAAAAAAUUAAUAAUAAUAA
Pseudoliparis swirei is the source of this 8526-nucleotide messenger RNA. RefSeq names its product sodium channel, voltage-gated, type IV, alpha, a (gene scn4aa). Lineage: Eukaryota; Metazoa; Chordata; Actinopteri; Perciformes; Liparidae. Bases 135 to 5834 code for a protein of 1899 amino acids. The record is from RefSeq and is a predicted model, not a curated record. Gene Ontology annotation, molecular function: voltage-gated sodium channel activity; protein binding. The transcript is spliced from 27 exons. Gene Ontology annotation, cellular component: plasma membrane; axon; voltage-gated sodium channel complex. Gene Ontology annotation, biological process: sodium ion transmembrane transport; membrane depolarization during action potential; neuronal action potential.